This is a messenger RNA of Cotesia glomerata, 2449 nucleotides long. Its product is annotated as integrin alpha-4-like. The transcript is spliced from 9 exons. Gene Ontology annotation, molecular function: integrin binding. NCBI's taxonomy places the organism in Eukaryota, Metazoa, Arthropoda, Insecta, Hymenoptera, Braconidae. The annotation marks the transcript as partial. The record is from RefSeq and is a predicted model, not a curated record. Gene Ontology annotation, cellular component: integrin complex; external side of plasma membrane. Gene Ontology annotation, biological process: cell-matrix adhesion; cell-cell adhesion; integrin-mediated signaling pathway.
UCCGUUGUUCCAAGUUACGACAUCACUAAUUACGAAUACUUAGGUUAUAGUGUAACAUCCGGUCAUUAUUUUGGGCUAUCCAGAAGAUAUUUUGCGGCCGGCGCACCACGGAAUGACGAUAUGAAAGGCCGUGUGUUAGUUUUUUCCUAUGACGUUAAUGAAAAAAAAUUAAUUAUCAAAAAUAUAUUAACUGGAACUCAACACGGAGAGUAUUUUGGAUCAGCAAUUACUUCUUGUGAUGUUGAUGGUGAUGGCGAUGAUGAGCUUAUUGUGGGAGCACCACUUUGGAGUGAAACUGGUGAUGAAGGACGCGUUUAUAUUUUUCACAAUAGAUAUUACAGUUACAUGGAAUUAUCAUCUUCCAUUGAUGGAACAGUAGAAAAUGGAAGAUUUGGAUCAUCAGUGAUGUGUCUGGGAGACAUAGACAAAGAUGGAUAUCAAGACAUUGCCGUCGGAGCUCCCUAUGAAAAUGACCAUGGAGCUGUAUUCAUUUUCAACGGCCAGCAGAAGGGACUUUCAACCACCUGGAGUCAGAAGAUAACCGGAGAUCAAUUUCCUGAGACACUCAAAGGUUUUGGAAUUUCUAUUUCCGAACCCAGAGAUGUUGACGGUAACGGGUACCCAGAUUUUGCAGUUGGUGCAUUUAAAUCCAGCCAUGCAGUUUUGUUUCGCUCACACUCUGUCAUUCAUGUUAAUAUUGAUGUUGAUCUUGAUGAUAAUUUUAAGCUUGAAACUAAUAGUUCUUCAUUUUUUAUCAAAGUUUGUUGCUCUUACGACGGAAUACGCGCACCAGACUCUAUAAGAAUUAUUAAGCAGUUGACUAUUGACCCAAUGGAAGGACGUGCGUAUCUACAAACAAUUCGUAAAAUAAAUGGAUCGUAUCAUGCUUUUGAUGAAUUAUCCUACGGAAAAACUCGCUGUGAAAGAUUUAAAAUAUUAUUGCAGGAAAAUUUAAUAAAUGUAUUCGACCCAAUCGAGAUAAAGGCAUCAAUUAUUUUGGACACACCUGAAAUUGAUAACCAAAAUGCGGAAUCGCGUGAUAAUUUUUGUUAUAAUUGUCCAGUGAUCAAUAAACAGCGUUCAAAGACUGAAGAUGUUAUUAAGCUUCCAUUCGCCGUAGAUUGCGGUCCUGAUGAUGUUUGUCGUUCAAACAUUACAUUAGACGUAACCACAAACUUUGAGGGCAAUAGAUACAUUAUAGGAACACGGCAGGCAAUAAACGUUUCAAUUAAUGUUAAUAAUUAUGGUGAAGGAGCUUAUCAAGCUUACCUCAAUAUAUUUUUACCAAUAUUUCUCACCUUAGCAAGUGUUCCUCUUAAUUGCGAUGAACACACUAAGGAUAAUGGCGAGUUGAUUGUUUGUUCUAUAGGGAACCCUCUUAAAGAUAACCAAACUGUUCUAUUGGAAAUAGACGUUAUGGUAAAUAGUGACCGAAAACAAACAAACUUAGAGAUAAGUGUAGAUACACAGAGUGAAAAUAUUAAUUAUGCCAAUAGUAAAGUUAACUUAACAAUCUUCUUUGACGUCGAUGUUGAUAUUGCCGUUGCUGGAAAAGCACAAGAAGAUUUGUAUUCAUAUUUUAAUGAUACAGAAAACGCCUUAGAUACAAUGAGAUUUGAUCACAUUUAUGAAGUUCGUAAAUUUGGCGUUACGUCUAUUGAACAAGCAAUAUUAAAAGUUUUGAUUCCUACUCAUUUGAUGGACGGUGGCAAUUUGAUUGAUAUAGCGACGAUUAAUCGAACAGAAUUAUCGUUGCCUAAAACUAUUAUUAAUAGACACAAUUCUUUUUGUUCGAAUGGAACUAUUGAAGAUCAUACAGAGUUUAAGUACGAUAAUUAUUCUAUUGAAAAAAUUAAUAUCAAAGACAAUUUUGUGAACGUUCUUACGGAUGAUCGUACAUUCUAUGUCAACUGUUCAAAUCCUUUAAUUAUUUGUACGACUAUCUACUGUGUACUACAGACACCCUUGAAUUUAUCAACAGUUGCUGAAAUUAAAUUUACUAUGGACUUGAAAAUAAAAAAUUUGAGAGAGAAUAUAUUGGAAGAAAAAGAUAUAGUUUACUUUGUGUCCAGCGGACAUGUUAACAUAUCAUUACCAGAAGGCAUUGUACAAAUAAAUAACAAUAAUUCAGAUCAUGUAGCGAUAGGAACCACGUUUGUCGAGUCACCUAUAGCUAAACCCGUUGCUGUCUGGAUAAUUGCAUUUUCUGUUGUCCUUGGUAUUAUUUUAUUGAUUAUUUUAAUUAUUGUAUUAGUCAAGAUAGGGUUCUUCAAUCGAAGAAAAAAAGAAGAACUGGAAGCUUUGAAAGCUGAUGAUAAUAGACAAGAUCAAACUCUAGAAAUGAAUUCAUCAACGGAAGUCCUCGAUACAAAUUAGAAAUACUAUUAAAAAAAUUUUAAGUAAAAAAAUCAUAUUUUUGUGUAAUAUAUAAUUAACUAUUAAAUGAUAA